AUGGGCUAUCUGAAAGACUUACUUUCCGGUGACAUUAUAGGCUAUAGCCAACAGGUAGCCCAAAAAGCAUUAAGUGACCGUAGCAAAGAAUUUUGUAGAAUAGUCCCUGUAGACGAAAUCAUAGGACAACUGAAAAAUGAUGGAAUUAUAAGUGAUCAUCAAGGUAAAGAACUGAAGAUCUUGAAGCAUGACUCAGAUAAACGGGACCAACUGUUAACUAUACUAAAGAAGGAAAGGAGCGGAGAAGAUUUUGAGAAAUUUUGCGAUGUACUUACCGAGAAUUCUGUCACAACUGUUCAGAAAUUUGGGAAGAAAUUAAGAGAAGCAGCAGCAAACUAUUGA
Trichoplax adhaerens is the source of this 342-nucleotide messenger RNA. RefSeq lists its product as uncharacterized. The coding region runs from base 1 to 342 and encodes 113 amino acids. The transcript is spliced from 2 exons. The record is from RefSeq and is a predicted model, not a curated record. Lineage: Eukaryota; Metazoa; Placozoa; Uniplacotomia; Trichoplacea; Trichoplacidae.